AUGAUCCAAGAAAUUACGGAAUAUUCCCUGCCUCACGACCCCAAAACGAUUCUCCUGCGAUCACUACCUGAAGCUACCCCCAAACCAGCUAAAAAAAAUGAUAUUCCUUAUACUGAGCACAGUCUCCACCCUCAUAGCCAGAAAUUGGAAGACCUCAAACCUCCCCUCAAUCCAGGAAAUCACCGCCUUGAUGUCAACAACAGUGGACUACGAACUCCGAAUGUGGCACCUAUUGAAAAUCGGAAAGUUGAGUCCAUCCAUCGCCGAGACGUGGCGAACCUACCUUUCGACAAGGAUCCCACCAACACAACCCCCUUAGCCUAA
Messenger RNA from Pelobates cultripes (western spadefoot toad), 324 nucleotides. NCBI's taxonomy places the organism in Eukaryota, Metazoa, Chordata, Amphibia, Anura, Pelobatidae. The record is from the annotation of a GenBank genome assembly.